AUGCGGCAGAAGAACUUGUGCCGAUUGUGCUUGAUACCGCAUCGUAAAUGGCCGUGUCGCUCGAAAAAGGAAUGCGGAGUGGAUAGUUGCCGAGUUCGACAUCAUAUGCUGCUGCACAGUAGCCGCAAUGAUACUACUGAUGGUCCAAGGUCUGGCGAGACUGUUCAUCAAAAUCAUCACCACACGAAAUCCUUUUCGCUGUUCCGCUAUUUGCCAGUUACGCUGUACGGAGAGGGGAAACAAGUUGAAACUUUCGUGUUCCUGGAUGACGGAUCAUCAUCGACGCUACUCGAGGAGGAAAUCGCUGCACAGUUGGGCAUAGAGGGUGAACCCGAUAACUUGUGGCUGAGUUGGACCGGCAAGAUCAGUAGACAGGAGAAGACAUCCAAGAGAAUAAGCGUGAAGAUAUCCGGAGCUCGGAAGAAGGAAACAUUCCAACUGGGCAACGUGCGAACGGUGCGCGAGCUAGGGCUUCCAAGUCAAACGUUGGACUAUUUAGAGCUGUCGAAUACGUUCCCGCAUCUUGAAGGUCUUCCCGUGGCUAGCUAUGUCAACGCUAAGCCUGGCAUGAUCAUCGGGCUGGAACACGUACGGUUGCUCACUAGCUUGAAGACUCGUGAAGGCAGCAGCAGCGAACCAGUUGCAACCAAAACUCGUCUAGGUUGGUGCGUAUACGGGAGGAAUUCUGGAACUGAAGGAUCAGUUGAGCAGCUGCACAUCCAUGCCUGUGAAGACAUUAGCAACCGCGAAUUACACGAUUCGAUGCGAAAGUUCUUCGCAGUAGAAGAUGCCGUUUUGAUGCAGCAGCUCGAAUCCGAGGAGGACAAACGAGCACGCAGCAUUCUGGAAGCGACAACGGUACGGAGAGGAACUCGUAUGGAGGCGGGUUUGCUUUGGAGAAAGGACAACGUGAACUUUCCGGGCAGCUACCAAAUGGCGAUCAGUAGGUUGAGAGGACUGGAAAAACGGUUGGCAAAGGAUCCGGAGUUGCGUAGAAAGGUGAACGAGCAAAUCGAGAGUUACGAGCAGAAGCAGUACGUUCGCAAGGUAACAGUGGAAGAGGUUGCGAAUGCGAACCCUCAGAGUGUGUGGUACUUUCCGUUAGGGGUGGUGACCAAUCCUAAGAAACCCAACAAAAUUCGAAUGGUGUGGGAUGCCGCCGCGAAGGCUGGUGGAGUUUCAUUCAACGACAUGCUUCUCAAGGGGCCGGACCUUCUCGUAUCGCUCGUAGAUGUUUUGCUACGAUUCAGGGAAGGCAAAAUCGCAGUUUGCUCCGAUAUCCGCGAAAUGUUCUUGAGAAUCCUCAUUCGAGAGGUGGAUAAGUGGUCACAGUGCUUCCUAUGGCGUAGCAGUCCGGAAGAUGAAAUGCAGGUCUAUGUGAUCAACGUCGCUAUGUUCGGAGCAACCAGCUCACCAUGCACAGCACAGUUCGUUAAGAAUAAAAACGCUCUUGACUACGCGGAGCUGUAUCCCAGAGCAACAAACGCAAUCAUUAACAACCAUUACGUAGAUGACUUCCUCGACAGUGUCAACUCGGUGGAGGAAGCAGUUCAGCUUGUCAACCAAGUACAGCUUAUUCACGCAGCAGCAGGUUUCGAAUUCGGCAAAAUCCUGUCCAACUCGCAGGAGGUGCUCAAUCGUCUAGGGGAGACUGGAUCGACAGCCAGCAACUCGCUGAGCCUCGACAAGAAUGAAAUUUACGAACGCGUCUUGGGUGUCGUGUGGGUACCUUCAGCGGAUCAUUUCACCUUCGAUCAGACAGGGCUCAAAGAAGUCUUGGGUAGUAACGGACCGAUUCCAACGAAGAGGCAAGUACUGCGGACCGUGAUGAAACUGUAUGAUCCUUUGGGAUUCGUGGCGCACUUCGUUGUGCAGGGAAAAAUCCUGAUGCAAGAGAUUUGGAGAACGGGUACUGACUGGGAUGAGCCCAUAGCAGAACAACUGUACGAACUAUGGAGUAGAUGGAUCGAGCUGUAUGAGAUGAUCGACGAGGUGAAAGUUCCGCGCUGCUUUUUCGGAAGUCUUCUGCCACAGGAGGUGGACGAAAUCGAGGUCCACGUGUUCACGGAUGCAAGCGUAGCGGCAUGUGCGUGUGUCGCUUACCUGAGAAUGAUGUUCAGCGGAGGUAGCUGGUGUUCGUUGGUAGCAGCAAAAACAAAAGUUACGCCACUUCGGACGCUCUCAAUUCCACGCUUGGAGCUUCAGGCUGCCAUGAUGGGAUCCCGCUUAUUGCAAAACGUGUGUUCGGCGCUAACCCUCAACAUUCGAAAACGGUUCCUUUGGACGGAUUCAGCGACAGUUUUGGCGUGGCUGCGCUCGGAUAGCCGUCGGUACCACCAGUUCGUCGCUUUUCGGGUGGGCGAGAUUCUUUCGCUCACAAGCGUUGAUGAAUGGCACUACGUACCGUCGAAGCUCAACGUGGCAGAUGACGCCACCAAGUGGAAUUCGGGACCAUCGUUUGAUCCAGAAAACCGUUGGUUUCAAGGUCCAUCGUUUCUACGAGAUCCAAAAGGGCAGUGGCCUAAGCAAUCAGCAGAAGUAAGCGAAGCAGACGCGGCAAGCGAAGAACUUCGAAUGGUAGCGGUACACCAAACGACGGUGGAGAUAGUUGAUGCUGAACGUUUUUCAAGCUGGAAUCGUUUAGUCCGUACGAUGGCCUACGUUCACAGGGCGCUACGGUUCUGGAAGCGCACGCUGAGUGAUGCACAAUGGCGACAAGGUCCAGGACAAGAGGAUUUCGAGAAGGCGGAGGAGUCACUUUGGCGACAGGCCCAAGCGCAGGCGUAUUCGGAGGAACUUCACGAGCUGAGCAAGGGUCGCAGCGUUCGGAAACAAAGCUCACUGCAAUCGUUGAUUCCAUUCAUCGAUGAUCACGGAGUCAUUCGGGUAGGAGGUCGGAUUGGAAACGCGCCGCACAUUGCAUACACGGCAAAGUAUCCCGUAAUAUUGCCAAGGGAUCAUUGUAUCACCUUCCUUCUGGUGGAUUCUUUCCACCGGCGGUUCCUUCACGCCAACGGAGAAACAGUCUUAAAUGAACUACGGCAGGGGUUCUACAUACCGAAGCUUCGGACUCUCGUACGUAAAGUCAGCAGAGCUUGUCAACACUGUAAAGUGCUGAAAGCUGCUCCGGUGCCACCGCUGAUGGGACCACUGCCAAAGGUACGGUUGACACCAUUCGUUCGGCCGUUUACUUACGUCGGUGUCGAUUAUAUGGGACCUUUCGAAGUCAAAGUCGGACGCAGCGUGGUGAAGAGGUGGAUUUGCCUGUUCACCUGUCUCACAGUGAGGGCGGUUCACCUGGAGCUGGCACACAGCCUUUCAACGACUUCCUGCGUGAUGGCCUUCAGGAGAUUCGUGGCCCGGCGGGGCGCACCGUUGGAAGUCUUUUCCGAUAACGGCACGAACUUUGUAGGAGCGAAUCGCCAGUUGUCUGAAGAGAAGCAGAAGAUCCAGGACAUCGUCGAGGACUGCGCUGCUACAUUCACCAACGCGAACACCCAGUGGCAUUUCAACGUUCCAGCGGCUCCGCACAUGGGAGGACCAUGGGAGCGUAUGGUCAAGUCCGUAAAGGUAGCGAUGAAGGCAGUAUCGGAUAGUCCGCGUCAUCCAAGCGAUGAGGUGUUGGAAACGAUCAUGUUGGAGGCUGAAGCGAUCGUCAACUCGCGACCGCUGACCUACGUUCCCUUGGAGGCAGCAGACGAAGAGGCACUCACGCCAAACCACUUUCUGCUGUAUGGGUCAACCGGUAUCAAGCAACCAGCAACCGAACCUGUGAACGGUAACAUCCUUCGAGACAGCUGGAAGCUUGCGCAGCACAUCGUGGACGAAUUCUGGCGCAGAUGGGUUCGAGAAUAUCUCCCGAUGCUAACGAGGCGUACGAAAUGGUUCGAUGCAGUGAAGCCGCUGGAACCUGGCGAUCUAGUCGUGAUAGUCGACGAAAAUUCGAAGAAUCAUUGGGAGCGAGGACGUAUUUGUGAGACCUUUCCGGACAAAUCUGGGCAGGUGAGGCGUGCUACGGUACAGACAGCUAGAGGAGUGUUCGCUAGACCUGCGGUUAAGCUGGCGGUUCUGGACGUGGCAAGCAACGACAGGAGUACGGAAGCAGUCGCUCCGGAAACGGAAGUGGUUCACGGGUUGGGGGAUGUCGCCGAUACCCCUCGACGCGGCGAAUUGUGGGUGAACCAACUGACCGAACCCUCGCGAGCGAAACGCCAGUGCCGGGCGAAGCGAAUGACAGAUCGAAUGUAAAGAAACGCAUAUAGUUGUAGAAGUUGGUUUUGGUUUCUUUGUGAGGAAAAAUAAAGAAGUGAAUUCUAGUGAGGUGAAAUAGCUUGUAAGUUUAGCGAUUAAUAAUUGAAGAAUUGUGAUUUAAAACGUUUAUUGUAAUUACAGUUCGAUUUGUAUUUAUAAUUUCGCGGUUUUCCACGUAGUAAGUGGAUCAUUCAUUAGAAUUGAGGUAUGUUGUUCCUAAAAUUAGAAUAAUAGUACUUACCUAGCUUGUUGCCUAGCCUAAAAUGGACCUAAAUACCUACCGUUGGUUAUAGAUCGUGUCGGAAUUGUCCAUCCGUGGUAGACGGUGACCUGGCAAAAGAAGAAGAACACUGAAAAUCUUUGAAGCUGCUAAGUUUGCAACUAAAAGACGGUGUUUGUUCUGACUAUCGAG
Ochlerotatus camptorhynchus is the source of this 4663-nucleotide messenger RNA. RefSeq lists its product as uncharacterized. Lineage: Eukaryota; Metazoa; Arthropoda; Insecta; Diptera; Culicidae. Gene Ontology annotation, molecular function: nucleic acid binding. The record is from RefSeq and is a predicted model, not a curated record. The coding region runs from base 1 to 4248 and encodes 1415 amino acids. The transcript is spliced from 2 exons. Gene Ontology annotation, biological process: DNA integration.